This is a messenger RNA of Blastocystis hominis, 1725 nucleotides long. RefSeq lists its product as hypothetical. The record is from RefSeq and is a predicted model, not a curated record. Lineage: Eukaryota; Bigyra; Opalinata; Blastocystidae. Gene Ontology annotation, biological process: nuclear-transcribed mRNA catabolic process. Bases 1 to 1725 code for a protein of 574 amino acids. Gene Ontology annotation, cellular component: nucleus. Gene Ontology annotation, molecular function: RNA binding; 5'-3' RNA exonuclease activity. The transcript is spliced from 6 exons.
AUGGGAAUUCCUACAUACACCCGUUGGUUAUGCAGAAAGUACCCAUUGAUUCUCAAGUCACUGUCUGAUCCCGAUUCUCCUGCUCAGCGAGAUGGAAAUACGUCUUCGCAGCAGCAGCAACAACAACAGCAACAACAACCUCCCGUGUUUGAUAAUUUCUACAUCGACAUGAACGGAAUCAUUCAUGACUGUGCCCAUGGACAAAUUCUCGGGUCAACUCCAAGGAACACGGAUGAUGUAUUGGAGAACUUGCAAAAUUACUUGGAUCGCCUCAUAACGGCUGUGAAUCCCCGGAAGUUGCUCUUCAUGUCUGUCGAUGGAGUUGCUCCCAAGGCCAAAGUGAAAGAACAAAGAGGGCGUCGUUUUCGUUCUGGCUAUGAGAGUGUGGAAAUCAAGCAACUGGAAGAGCAGUUGAAGAAGGAGAUGAUCGCUGAGGGCUUCCAGUUUCCUCCGGACGUGGAAGAAGAGGAGGAAGAGUCGUUCAACUCUCUGAACAUUUUCCCGGGCACCGACUUCAUGUCGGAGCUCCAAGUGUUUUUGGAUUACUACGUGACCAAGACGCUCCAGUCCAACGAAAAGCUGCAGAACCUGAACGUCCUCAUCAGCGACAGCGACGUUCCCGGCGAGGGCGAGCACAAGAUCAUGGAGUUCAUUCGCUCGCAACGCACGCAGCCGGACUAUCUCCCGAACCAAACGCACAUCAUCCACGGCCUCGACGCGGACCUGUCCAUGCUGGCGCUUUCUUCGCACGAGCCGCUCUUCUACAUCCUCGUCGAGCAGCUCUUCAUCACGCGCUGCGCGAUCUGCGGCGCUCCCGACCACUCAACGCGCGAAUGCGUGAAGCUGCCUCGAAAGAAGCUCGGCGCGAGCACCAAGGACGACAAGUUCUACCACCGUCCGCUGCAGGUGAUCUCCAUCAAGACGCUCCGCGAUUAUUUAGACCUCGAAAUGCGCCCCGUCGCCUCCCAGAUGAAAAUCCCGUACAAUCUCGAGCGCAUCAUCGACGACUACGUCUUCCUCUGCAUCUUCGUCGGAAACGACUUCCUCCCCUCGCUCCCCCUCUUCGACAUCCGCGAGGGCGCCGUCACCAUGCUCCUCAAUCUCUACCGACGCCUCCUCCCCACCUGGACCGACUACAUCAUCCGUCCCGGCGGCGAGAUCAACUACCUCCAGGUCCAGUCGCUCAUGCGCGAGGUCUACGCCAACGAGGGCAAUAUUCUCCGGAGGAAGCGGCUGUUUGGACGGUACACGGUGGGACGGCUGAAACGCCCCGCGGUGCAGGCGAGCUCGACGAAACCGCCAGAAUUGGGGGACGAAGAAAGCGUGGACUACGGCAAGCCGGGCUGGAGCGAUGCCUACUACCGCCAGAAAUUCGGUCUGGAUCCGAGUGAUCGGGUUUCGAUCGAGCGCGUCUGCCAGGAAUACAUGCUGGGACUGGCGUGGAUUAUGCGCUAUUACUGCACGGGCUGCGCGUCCUGGGACUGGUUCUACCCCGAGCACUACGCGCCGCUUCUUCGCGACCUCUCCGCGAUGAACAACGUGACCGUUUCCUUCUCGCUGGGGCAGCCAAUCAGCAAGCUGGAGGCGGUCAUCGCGGUAGGCUUCGCUUGCUCUGAGCCACGUAGACGCGCACGCCGUUCGACUCCAUCCUCCCGCCCGAGCUGGAGCAGCUGGUCUCCACGCCGGACACCAAGCUCUACAAGUACUACCCGAAGCAGUUCGUGA